CCGUCUGCGGAGUAGUCGUCGUCAUCGCCCGGCCGGCCGGCCCUCGUUAAUUUAUGCUCGCGCUUCUCUUUAGUUGCUUUGCAAGUCUCGUGCUGUUUGAUCGCCGAAGCGCGCGUAAUUCCAAGAAAAUUUCCCACAGCCUCACCACCGGGCUGGGAGUUGCAAAGUUCCGUCGGAAUCGGAAGCCGCUCGUCGCAGGCUCGCAGUGAUGAAGUGGAACUUUUGGGCCAUUUUCUAAGUGAUUUCCCGCUAAUAACUACAGCCUCUGGGCCGUUUAAAUCGCAACUGUGCAAUUGUAUCGACUCUGAUGCACUACCCUAAAACCAAAGCCAAUUUGUUCUGCAGUGCAACGUCAUUUUAGAUUCUAAGUUAUUAAUAAGCACAGUGUUUUCGGACAAUGGAUAUGUCCAGCGCCAACUCGUUGCGGCCCCUUUUCGCUGGGUAUCCCUUUCAGGGACAAGGUCGCGUAAACCAGCUCGGGGGCGUUUUUAUCAAUGGUCGCCCGCUGCCCAAUCACAUUCGCCUUAAGAUCGUGGAAAUGGCUGCAAGUGGAGUAAGGCCCUGUGUGAUCUCGCGUCAGCUGCGCGUCUCCCACGGCUGCGUAUCGAAGAUUCUGAACCGAUACCAGGAGACGGGCUCCAUUAGACCCGGUGUAAUAGGUGGGUCCAAGCCCAAGGUGACCUCGCCCGAGAUUGAAACUCGGAUCGAUGAGCUGCGAAAGGAAAACCCUGGCAUUUUCAGUUGGGAGAUACGGGAGAAGCUGAUCAAGGAGGGCUUUGCGGAUCCACCAUCAACGUCAUCUAUCAGUCGCUUGUUGCGGGGCAACGAUCGUGGCAGCGAAGACGGUCGGAAGGACUAUACUAUACACGGAAUUCUUGGAGGCCGUGACUCCGACAUAAGUGAUACGGAGUCGGAGCCCGGGAUUCCGCUGAAACGCAAGCAGCGUCGCUCCCGCACCACCUUCACCGCCGAGCAGCUGGAGGCCCUGGAGCGGGCCUUUGCCCGCACCCAGUACCCGGACGUCUACACCCGGGAGGAGCUGGCCCAGACCACUGCCCUGACCGAGGCGCGCAUCCAGGUCUGGUUCUCCAACCGUCGUGCUCGCCUGCGCAAGAACUCGGGCGGCUCGAGCUCCGGACUCUCGCCCAUGAACAGCGGCAGCUCGAGUGUGGGCGUGGGGGCGGCGCCUCUGGGCUUCGGCCCCUUGGGCGUCGGGUCCAUGGCGGGCUACAGUCCAGCGCCGGGCACCACCGCCAAUGGGGCUGGCAUGGGCGACGCAGUUCACCACGCCGCCAACGCUCCGAGUUCCCACCACAGUGCAGCAGCGGCGGCCACGGCGGCGCACCACCAUACGCAGAUGGGUGGCUACGACUUGGUACAAAGUGCGGCGCAACACGGAUUCCCCGGCACCUUCGCUCAACCCGGCCACUUUGGGGGCCAGAACUACUACCAUCAAGACUACUCCAAGAUGACCAUUGACGACUUCUCCAAGCUAACCGCCGACAGUGUCUCCAAGAUCUCGCCCUCUCUGCACCUGAGCGACAACUACUCAAAGCUGGACUCGCCCUCGAACUGGUAUCACCUCAACCAGUCGGCGGUGGCCGCGGCCAACUACAAUGCCCACGUAGCCCAGCACCAGCUCAACGACUACGCGGCUGCAGCGGCUCACGGCUCGGCGGCCGCCGCCUACAACCACCCCCUGCCGGCGCAAGGUCAGGCCAAGUACUGGUCGUGAGCUGGUGGAUCCGGCGGCUUUUGCAUGAGUUUCAUGCAUUUUAAUUAUCAGCAGAGGCACAUGUAGAUGUUAGGCAACUAUCUAUACCCCUAAACGUGAAUAUGGAAAAUAACGGCUUGGCUAUAAUUUAGGAUUACUUCGCUUACUGCACGUGCAUUACAUGGCUUUUAUAGGCGCAUUAGGGCUGCCAACGUUCCAUACAAGCACUUCGGAAAAAUAGCUACAAAUUAAUUUAUAUUUUGAAACCUUAGUAAUGAGAUAUUGUUAAUUACAGUACAUAUGAGUGCCGGCGAAAAUUCGUUUAAUUAAACCAAUGAUGUGGAAGGUACUUUUGAGCGUUGAAGCAAAAAGAGACGCUUGUAAAUUC
This is a messenger RNA of Drosophila rhopaloa, 2102 nucleotides long. It is a transcript of the gene gsb-n, whose product is annotated as protein gooseberry-neuro. NCBI's taxonomy places the organism in Eukaryota, Metazoa, Arthropoda, Insecta, Diptera, Drosophilidae. Gene Ontology annotation, biological process: regulation of transcription by RNA polymerase II; anatomical structure development. Gene Ontology annotation, molecular function: DNA-binding transcription factor activity, RNA polymerase II-specific; RNA polymerase II cis-regulatory region sequence-specific DNA binding. Bases 398 to 1735 code for a protein of 445 amino acids. The record is from RefSeq and is a predicted model, not a curated record. The transcript is spliced from 5 exons.